AGAAAGGGAGGGAACGGAGGAUACGGGACGAACGAAAGUGCCGGCAGUUCGCAGAGAGAGUGGAGGAGCGCACCCAUGGGUCUGUCUGACCCCCCCCGGUUUUUAGCCCCAUGGUCAGUCUCAGCCCCGAGCGGGACCACACAGUGGGUAUAAAACCAGCCUCUCUCUCCCUCUGAUCUGAGCAACAUGGAUUACCUCAUCUCCAGGGUCCUCUGCAUGGUCUGCUGGCUAUUUACAGGAACGGCAGCGGAGACGGCGGACUUGACGCUCCUGAACUCGGCCCCCGUGGGGCCCCUGGGGCCCGGCCGCGAUUGGUCGCUGCGCUGUGUCAGCGGCGACUGGAGAGGCGGGACUCUGCCCAGCAUAGGGCGGGACUACCCAGGGGACCCCCAGAACCUGCCGGCCGUUCAGGACCCCGACUACAGAGCGGCCACCAAGGUCACCCUGAAACCCCAAAACAGCUUUGGAGCGUUCUACUGCAGGAAGGGAAGGGGAGACUCAGCAAGUCAGGUGUACACCUUCAAGAUGCUAACGAAAGCGGCCUUCCUCCCAGAGGCGUUAACGAUCACUGCCAGCUUGGGAGAGGACGUCAACAUUUCCUACACGCGCCGGAGAGCUGUUGCAGAGGACGCGGUCAUACACAAAAACGAGACCUUUAUCUACUCUGUGCCGAAUUUUGAGCUGUCGGAGACCCUGCACUACCCAGUCAACGCCGUGGGGUUGGAGCAGUCGGGCCUGUACACUGUCAGAUACAUCUCUGAGAACGUGUCCUCCUCCGCCAUCACCCGGCUGAUAGUAAGAAAAUGCCCUGCAGGAUCGUGGGGACCGGGCUGUUCUGAGGCCUGCCUGCCAUGCACCAAUGGGGGCAUCUGCCAUGACGAGACUGGAGAAUGCCUCUGUCCCCCUGGGUUCAAAGGUCACACCUGUGAAAUCGUGUGUGGCCCGGGCCGGUUUGGGAGAGCCUGUGAGGAGCGGUGUCAGAACGGAUCCUGCCACUCCGUGGUGUUCUGCUCACCCGACCCGUUCGGCUGCUCCUGUGCCGCUGGCUGGAGGGGCCUGGACUGCAGCGAGGCUUGCCCCCACGGUUACUAUGGCGCUGGCUGCAGGCUGAAGUGUGAGUGCGGAGACGCAGGGGUGUGUGACCGUUACCGUGGCUGCGUGUGUGGGGGGCGGCACGGAGCCCGCUGUGAGAGAGCAGAUCUGCCCGCACCCACAGGGGUGAAGCUGGUCCCCGUGAGCCAGACCUCUCUGAGCCUGUCCUGGGACGGUCCAGCCAAAGAGGCGUGGCACUAUCAGGUGGAGUGCUGGCAGACAGGCCAGCCUGGGAGCUCUGUGGUGUACCAGCAGCCCCACAAUGCCACAGUCCUGCAGCUCACAGGACUGCUGCCCAAGAAGAAGUACGAGUGUGAAGUCUUCAUGAAGACCCAUUCAGUGGGAGUGUACAGCCCACUGGUGUCUGCGUGGACAUUCAGCAACGAGCUCCCACCGGCUCCGUUCAACAUAAAGACCUGCAACAUCACCGACUCCUCCGCCAUCAUCACCUGGUCGCUGGAGGAGGGAAACUCCAUUUCUGCCGUCACGAUCCGCUUCCAGGACCUCGCCAUGGCGGACUAUAAUCAGCUGGCGGAGAUCAACGUGCAGGAGGACCCGGCCAUGCAGGUCCAGCUCCGCGGCCUGAAGGCCGACACCACCUACGCGGUGGAGCUCUGGGCCCGGAACAACGUGGGGGUCAGCCUCAACAGCCCCCGCCUGCACGUCACCACCACCCAGCACCAGGAGAGCUCCUUGCUGCAGGGACUGGGCGGAGACGGGAACAUGCUGUUCUUCGCCAUCCUGGGCUCUGCUGGACUCACCUGCAUUACCAUCCUGCUGGCAUUCUGCAUCGUGCUGCAGCUGAAGAAGGCCAGCCUCCAGCGCCGAGCGGUGCAGGCCCUGCAGAACCAAGAGAGAGACGAGCCGGUGGUGCAGUUCAGCUCGGGGUCUCUGAACAUGAAGAAGCCACAGAUACCCACGGAGUCGGUGGCCUACCCCGCCCUGGAGUGGAACGACAUCAAGUUCCAGGACGUCAUCGGCGAGGGAAACUUCGGCCAGGUCCUGAAGGCCCGGAUUAAAAAGGACGGGAUGAGAAUGGAUGCAGCGAUCAAGCGAAUGAAAGAAUACGCCUCUAAAGACGACCACAGGGACUUUGCUGGCGAACUGGAAGUGCUCUGCAAACUUGGGCAUCACCCCAACAUCAUCAACCUGCUGGGUGCCUGCGAACACAGAGGGUACCUGUACCUGGCCAUUGAGUUCGCUCCUCACGGGAACCUGCUGGACUUCCUGAGGAAGAGCAGGGUCCUGGAGACGGACCCCGCCUUCGCCAUCGCCAACAGCACCGCCUCCACCCUCUCCUCCCAGCAGCUCCUCCACUUCGCCGCCGACGUGGCCCGGGGCAUGGCCUACCUGAGCCAGAAACAGUUCAUCCACAGAGACCUGGCAGCCAGAAACAUUCUCGUGGGGGAGAAUUAUGUGGCAAAAAUAGCAGACUUUGGUCUCUCUCGAGGACAGGAGGUUUAUGUAAAGAAGACAAUGGGGAGAUUACCUGUCAGAUGGAUGGCAAUCGAAUCCCUGAACUACAGCGUUUACACCACAAACAGUGACGUAUGGUCAUAUGGUGUUCUACUGUGGGAGGUUGUAAGCUUAGGUGGGACGCCGUACUGUGGGCUUACCUGUGCAGAGCUGUAUGAGAAGCUUCCUCAGGGCUACAGGCUGGAGAAGCCGCUGAACUGUGAUGACGAGGUGUAUGACCUGAUGAGACAGUGCUGGCGGGAGAAGCCGUACGAGAGGCCGUCCUUCGCCCACAUCCUGCUGUCACUCAACAGGAUGCUCGAGGAGCGCAAGACGUAUGUCAACACCACCCUGUAUGAAAAGUUCACCUACGCUGGCAUCGACUGCUCUGCAGAGGAAGCGGGGUAGUUCUGCUCUUCCCCACCAUUGUAUCAGACAUGUAAAUAACAGUGUCAUGGUUCAAAAAACAAAUCAAACAUCAUUCCUUCCUUGUUUUUUCAUUUAAUUUAAGGACCUCCAUUUUUGUAAAUUUCUGAUAAUUUUCAUAUAAUAAAAAAACCUGUCACAAAUGUAUCACUACAACCCUAACCAUGCAAAUGAGCUGAUACCUGACAAUCCACUGAAGAUGGCAACUUCAAACACUAGUUUGUAAAGAUAUUGGAAAAGUAUGCUUUUCUUCACAUGUACUUCAAACAAAAAGGCAAUUUUCUACAUUUCUACUUGUAUAUAGAUGGCUUCAUAUUAAAGAGCAUUUCUGUG
This is a messenger RNA of Anguilla anguilla (European eel), 3306 nucleotides long. Its product is annotated as tyrosine-protein kinase receptor Tie-2-like. Gene Ontology annotation, cellular component: signaling receptor complex; plasma membrane. The record is from RefSeq and is a predicted model, not a curated record. The transcript is spliced from 19 exons. Gene Ontology annotation, biological process: angiogenesis; cell surface receptor protein tyrosine kinase signaling pathway; positive regulation of MAPK cascade. Bases 187 to 2955 code for a protein of 922 amino acids. NCBI's taxonomy places the organism in Eukaryota, Metazoa, Chordata, Actinopteri, Anguilliformes, Anguillidae. Gene Ontology annotation, molecular function: ATP binding; transmembrane receptor protein tyrosine kinase activity; protein binding.